UCUGCUUUCAGCCGGGUCCUCCUGAAGCUAAUUGCAGCUUCUUUCUGUCUCCCUCUCUUGAUUGACAGCGAGGAUUUCGCUUCGAGCGACGUCACACCAAGGUGGAUGAAGACGAGCGCAUUUUUCCUCCCUAUACCGUCCAAAGAAAACACAUCGAGCAGACUGUGGCACACAGACGCCUCUACCUGCAGCCGGUGCGCACCGAAAAUUACUACCCCAACUUCAUCAGUGCGUAGAGAACGACCGACAUCCAGCACCACAAAAAAAAAGACCAAGAUUUUUUUUUUUUCAUCAGCUCAACACUGCUUUUCUUCUUCUUUAAUGUUAUUUCAUUCUUAUAAAUAUCCCUCCACCCCCCCCCCCCCCCCCCCCCCCCAAAGAGUGGCGAGACUCAGAGUGUCCUCACAACCACCAUGCGCUGUUUCGCAGGCAGUAAGGACUUUACCGCUUGGAGUCACUUCUCUUUUCUCGUCAGACCGUUUUGAAAACAUGCAAUGCGCUGCGACAGAUAGAGCAGGACGAUAAUGAAGAGGUUAACCACACCUUUAAAAGCGGACAUCUCUUCAGUAGCCUCUUGACCAACUUUGUUGCGCGUUAAGAUGCGCCCCAGAGAAGAGGAGUUGGAUGAGGAACUUUUUGCGCUCUUGUUGACAGACAGUUUCCAGUGAGAUUUUGCUGAGUGAACCGUCGGAAAAACGAGAACCUCCUAUGCAUUUAAGAAAUAAUCCAACUCGGUGUUGGCUGUGCUCGUCAGUAAUUUAAUUUUUUUGCUGUGGAAUCUUCACGAGGAUUUGCUGCGUUCACCAUGACGGUUCGUCUAUCCCGACCGGGCCCUGUUCUUUAUCUUGCUCUGUCCGCAAAAUUUAUGGGACUCUGGUGGGCGGUAGGCAGUCCGCUGGUGAUGGACCCCAACAGUAUUUGCAGGAAAGCAAAGCGUCUGGCGGGAAAGCAGGCGGAGCUGUGCCAGACUCAGCCAGAGAUUGUCAGUGAGGUGGCCAAAGGAGCCAGGCUGGGCAUCAGGGAGUGCCAGUACCAAUUCAGGUACCGCCGCUGGAACUGCACUAGCCACAACAAGUACUUUGGCAAAAUACUGCAGCAAGAUAUCCGGGAGACAGCGUUUGUUUAUGCCAUCACGGCGGCUGGUGUGACGCAUGCUGUAACCCAGGCCUGCAGCAUGGGAGACCUCCUACAGUGUGGCUGUGAGGCGACCAGGAACAGAGCACCUCCAAGACCGUCUUCAUCCUCCCCCUCUGGGGAUGGAGUCAAGUGGGAGUGGGGGGGCUGUGGCGAUGAUGUGGAGUUUGGGUAUGAAAAGUCGAAACAGUUUAUGGACGCCAAGAGGAGAAGGGGCAAGAGUGACAUCAGGACACUCAUUGACCUGCACAACAACGAGGCUGGGCGGCUGGCGGUGAAGCUCUACAUGCGGACAGAGUGCAAGUGCCACGGCCUGUCAGGGUCGUGCACUCUGCGCACUUGCUGGAAGAAGAUGCCUCAUUUUCGUGAGGUGGGCGACCGCCUGCUGGAGCGCUUCAAUGGUGCUUCCAAGGUGAUGGGAGGGAACGAUGGCAAGACCCUGAUGCCUGUCGGCCAGAACAUAAAGCCACCAGAUAAGCAGGAUCUGAUAUACUCUGACGAGUCGCCCGAUUUCUGCCUUGCAAAUCGGAAAACUGGCUCACUAGGGACUCGGGGGCGCAUGUGCAACAGCACAGCCAUGGACAUCAGUGGCUGUGACCUGCUUUGCUGCGAACGCGGCUACCGGGAGGAAACAGUGGUCUUAGAGGAGAACUGUCUGUGUCGUUUCCACUGGUGUUGUGUGGUCCAGUGCAAGAAAUGCUUGGUCCGAAAAGAACUUAGUCUCUGUCACUGAUGAACUUAGGUUGACAGCAGUCAAUAUGACUUGGUUACUUCUUUUACUUUUUGAGGUUUUUCCUUUUGUUUGGCUUGUGUGAAAGAAGAAUUCGGUUUGGACUGUUAUGUAAAUCCUUUUGUUUCAACUUUUGCACGAGUCACAUUCAGAUAACGCCCCAAAAAUGUUCAGUUUCAAAAAUAUUUAAUCUCAACUCUGACUGCUUUGGUCCCCAGGAAUGUUGACAGACAUCAGAGUUGCUGGCCAAAGGUUCAGAAGGUACAGAAAAUAAAUGCAACAAUGUGGAAACAAUAGAAGGGCGGGAACUAAAAUAGAUCAAAUAGAGAAAUUAACUACCUGUUUUUCUCAUUUUUGUUUAGGAAAAGGACCAAAGAAUGUGAAAUUUUUUAUUUUCCCUCUCAAUGAAAGAGAAGGACCUACGCUUGGAGGUUUCUUAGUGUCACUUCCACCACCAGUUCAACAGCUGAGCUUAAUGUAGACUGCCAUCUAAAACCAAAGAAUUUAAGAUUUCAUGGAUGCACCCGAUAUGGUGUUCGCUGAGCCCUGUCCCCUUUAAGUACUUCCUGUUGCUACUCUUGUCAAGUAUUGCAUUUUUACAUGGUACAUAUACAGUUUACAAUAACAAAACAAUAUUUACCACUUAAAAGUCUGUGUAAUUUUUUCAACAAUGGGUUCUUGAUUUCAGAAAGGCAAAAUCAGGCUUCCGCUGCAACUGUCACUGGAACCUUUUAUGAGCUAUUGAGAGUUACUUGCGCUAAUGAGCUGGUAGAAUGUUCCAACUGACUUGUUUUAUAACAGGAACAGUUCUCUAAAGAAAUUAUCCUUGGCCUUGGACGUAACUGCAUUAGGUUAUUGCUUUAGGUGCUAAUAAUUGCAGUCAUCAUUGGAGAAAUGUAAAUGUGCUGUAUUUAUAUAGCGCUUUUCCAGUCUUGACAACUGUUCAAAGCGCUUUUACAUUCACCAUUCACACACAUUCAUACACUGUGGCCGGGGCCGCCAUACAAGGUGCCACCUGCUCAUCAGAUAAACAUUCAUACACAUUCACACUCCGAUGCGCAGCACCGGGGGCAACUCGGGGUUCAGUGUCUUGCCCAAGGACACUCCGACAAUGACUGCAGGGGCGGGGAUCGAACCACCAACCUUCCGAUUGGCAGGCAACCGCUCUACCACUGAGCCACAGCCGCCCGAAAUCCAUUCUUCAGCGUAUUUUUACCCUUAAAUUUGGGUGCACCUUGCAAACUCUUUAUAUGUGGACCAUUACACUUACUACUCACACUUCAGCACGUGGAGAAAAAGUUUAACAGACCUGCCAUGUUCUGUUACGGUUUCUAAGCUCUGAUUGGACAGUUGCUGUUUGCGGGUGGGGAUUAGUGAAUGACCAACAGUAUAAACUGCCUGCUAAUCUACAAGGGCACCACUGACUAUUAUGAAACCUUUUGAGCCUCUAAGGAUAUUGUUUUAUCUACUAUUUUAAGUUUUUCAAAAGGCAUUGUUUUCUAUUUACAAUGUGCUGUAGGAUCAUUGAAAGAUUAAGGAUCUCACUAUGGCCCAAAAUUCUUGAUUAGUAAUUAGCAAAAAUAAGAGCAUUAUUUUACCCCAAAUCUUUUUCUAUAUCAACCUGUCUCUUACAGCAUAGCCUUUGAUUCAAUAUCACACAUCAAAUACAAAAACAUGAUGGUCUUGAUUUUUCUUUUUUCAUGCGACUGCAUGAAAAAUAUACAAAAAAGGGAAAUUGUAUCACAUUUGAAGAAUGCUGUCAGCACCAUGUUCUGCAGGUGUGGACUUGGCCUGCCAGCAAAGACUGUUAUUUAUAUAAAGAUAUGAUGACAAGACUACUCACUUCCAUUUCCCUCAGAAGCACUUUGGAUAUGAUGGCUGCCAUGCACUUCCUCAAUAGCUUGUCUUUUACUAUUUAACCAAAAAAAAAAAACCUUUCCUCAUGUGACAUUGUUUGGUAUCCAGAAAAUGUAUAUAAUGUAUUUUGUUUAUGUGUUAUGAUAUACAGGGCUAAUGUAAUAAUGCACUUUGGAUGUUAGCUUUGGUUUGAUACUGUAUUUGUAUGUGUGUGUUUGUGUGUGUGUGUGUGUGAAUGUGUGUGAGAGAAAGUGUUGAGUGUGUUUGUGCAGGUUGGCCAGUUAUCAGCGUAUCCUUCAGUUGACAGUAGCUUUCAUAUAUCUUUAAGUCGCUGUCUGAUGUUAAAGUGCAUUAUGUUGGUUAUUAAAAGCACACUGCUCUUUGACUCUAUGUCUCUGUGUGAGGCAGACAAGAUCAUUUGUUCGUUUUCAGAGGAAGUAUGUUACCCAUAAACCUGGCAUCUCAUCUCAUUUACACUUAUGUUUUAUUACCAGACAAUGAACAGUACAAUGAGUAUACUAAACUAUGAUAAUGCAUUGCUUCCACGUGUUCUGUUCCGGGAUAUUAUCCUACAUUUAGGAUUCAGAAUCAUCUUGUUUUGACCUUACAGCUGGUGAUGUUUGUGUUUCAGGAAGAUAUCAUGAUUCAGAUCUGGCUGUUACAGAGUUACUUUUAAUAUCUGUUGGAUGACAUCUUUUUGAAGGCCCAAAAUUAAGUAACUACCUGGAGUAGUGGCAGGUUUUAGGAUUGGCUGUAAUGUGGGCAAUAGCUCCCAAACCCUUUAUGUAAUUAAUGUGAGUACAGUUUUAUUUAAUUACUUUUCAAAUAGACCAGCUACAUUUUGAUUCCAAAGUGAACUAUCCAUCAUCCACACUGGUAUACAGGUGAAGUACAUUUGCAGUACAGUUAUCCUUACAUUCAUGAGACUUUAGUUUAUAGACUAUAGAUUGCUUUUGAAAUAUUCAUUAAAGGCAUUUUUCAGAAAGAAAUCAUUAAUUCAAGCGUUCAAUCUAUUUGUUUAAAUGAACAAGGCCCCACAGAUUUGUUUUUUUGCAGUUGCAAGUCUUGUCAAUCCUGUGACACAGCGACCAGUGGCUACAUAUUGGGUCGAUAUUAGUAUGAUCACUAUUGCAGCAAUCAAGCAACUGAUAGUAUUUCUAUUUACAGCACAUAUGUAUUUAAUAUGAGAAUGAGAUCAACAAGUGGCCGGGUUAGCUCAGUUGGUAGAACGGGCGCACAUAUAAAGGGGCUGACGCAGCAGGUUCAACUGCAACCUGCGGCCCUUUGCUGCAUAUCAUUCCUCCUCUCUCUCCCCUUUCAUGUCUUCAUCUGUCCUAUGGAAAUAAAGGCCUACAAAGCCCGAAAAAAAAAAAAAAAAAAAGGUUAUUAUGGUGACAUGCUUUUCUUGUUUUAUUGUUGUUGUAACUUUGAUUGUUUUAAUCUACUGUAAGGCAUCAGGAUAGUGGUAAUUAUCAGAAAUAAUGGAUCUACGGUAGUCACAUAAUAUGAUGGUUAUAUAAUGUUUGGGCUAUAAGUACCAUUUACAGCUACAACUUCUGUAACCCUCCUUUAAUGGGAAUACAGGAAUGUCUCAAGACAAAGUCACAUUACUGUUACAGUGCUGUCUGAUUUGGUGUACUUCUUUAUCCCACCUGUCGAGUGACCUGAGCCUAAGACCAUUUUAAUAUUUGCAUGUUGUCGCUGUCAGCCAAAAACCAUUUAAGUCCAAAACAGCUUUUCCGAAAAUUAAAAAGGGCUAAUUCAAAAAUAAAUGUAUUGAGCCAUUUUUCUCAAACAAAAUCAACCUAUAGCAUUGAUUUAUAAAAUAAAAAUAAAAUUAUGUAAAAUGAUAUAAUAUGGAGAUUCAAGGUAUCGCCAACAGCCAUGCUAUGUAAAAUGUAAAAUUAAGCACAUUCCAAGUAGUUUUGGACGAUGUUCUAACCAGGUUUGGUGGAAAACAACUGAAGGCGGCAGACGGGAGCCGAAGGGAGAAGCAUAUAAUCACAUUUUUGACAGAAUGGAAAUAGUGAUAUCAAAAAUCCAAAUACAACUUUCCAUCCACUUGUCACUUAUUUAAAGACAUUUUGUCACGUUUGUUUCCCAUUUUGUUGUGCUCUUCAUUUUUGUAUUCAGAAAUCAUUUCAUAUCUGGAUGUUAUGUUGCAUUUUCAUUUAGCAUAAAACUACUGUGUGACUCACAUG
Molecule: messenger RNA, 5922 nt
Organism: Etheostoma spectabile (orangethroat darter)
Lineage: Eukaryota; Metazoa; Chordata; Actinopteri; Perciformes; Percidae
Gene: wnt6b
Product: wingless-type MMTV integration site family, member 6b
Exons: 5
Coding region: 806-1867 (353 amino acids)
Biological process (GO): neuron differentiation; cell fate commitment; multicellular organism development
Cellular component (GO): extracellular region
Molecular function (GO): cytokine activity; frizzled binding
Source: RefSeq, a predicted model, not a curated record